Messenger RNA from Astyanax mexicanus (Mexican tetra), 6514 nucleotides. Its product is annotated as interferon-induced very large GTPase 1-like. Bases 236 to 5887 code for a protein of 1883 amino acids. The record is from RefSeq and is a predicted model, not a curated record. Lineage: Eukaryota; Metazoa; Chordata; Actinopteri; Characiformes; Acestrorhamphidae. The transcript has 6 exons. Gene Ontology annotation, molecular function: GTP binding.
CUGACAUUCUUAACCAAGUCAUGUGAUUUAAGGGAAGUUGCCCUGUUCCUCACAGAACAAAGAAACCACUUUCAUUUUCUGCAGCAGACAAAUCACACCAGCAGCAAAAUACAGCAAGAGGAGACUGAAACCUUCCCUUAACCAGGAUGAUAACGAAACAAAGAGAAAAGUUCUUUUCAAGCCUGAAGCAUGCAUAAAUGAACGAGAACUGACCUGAAUCAUCAAAUCCAAUAAAAUGGAUCAGAACACCCGUGAUCUCACUGUGGUGCUGUUUGGGAACAGCUCUGCAGUUCACUUUGGAGAUGAGAACAUCCUGCUUGGGAAAGCCCCAGAAGGCAAUGCUGAUUUUUCACAGACUGUUCCAGAAUCAAGGAAGAUAUCAGGACACAGAGUGAGUGUAAUCAACAUACUGGACCUGCAGGAAAAUGAACUUUACCUGGACUCAGUGGAUCAGACCAUUGACCGUUUGGUCAGUGAAAAUGAAAUCCAUUCCUUCAUCUUCGUACUGCAACUCGGGCAGUUAACAGACAGUGAUAAGAGGGGAAUAGAAUGGCUUCAGAAAUUGUUUGGUGAAGCUGUUCUACCAUUCACGAUGAUCCUCUUUACUUAUGAAAGAGAGGAGGGCGAUGACAAAGUCAUAGAUGAACUGAAGAAAAACCCUUGUCUAGAGCAGCUGGUGAAGAAAUGUGGAGACAGAUAUUACACCUGCAGCAAAAGCAUGAACAACCAAUCAGAGAUGAAAAUGCUACUAGAGAAGAUUGAAUUCACGGUCUCGGAGAACAGCCAGCGCUGUUACACUGCAGAGAUGUACAACACAGUUUCAGACUUCAGAAAAAGCCUUCAAGAUUCUGAGAGUCAACUAAGUGCCGAUAAUUCUCAGGUGCAACCAGAGGAGACAAAAUCUACAGCCAGAAAACAAAGAACAGAAAAUCCAAAUAUCCCAAAAAAGCCUGGAUUUCUACAGACUUUAAUGUCACUGCCGCAGCAGGCCCUGGACAGAAUAAAAAAACGAAACCUUUCUUCAGUGGAGGAAGAUGAGCUUAACAGAACAAAAUACACUCCACAACACUAUGAAGAAAAUAAAAAGUAUGAAAAAGAAAGAAAAGAACCACUUUUGGACAAAAAAACAGAGCAGCUCUUUACAAGACUUCAGUUAAAUGGACACCAAACAGAAAAGCUGAAAUCUGCAGAUGUUCUUCAAUUAACUGCACAGAUAUUAUCAUUCAAAGAACCUUGCAGAGAGAAAGAACUGGUUCAGGCUUUCUUACAGAGGCUGAUGUUGAUGGACUACAGAGCAAGAUAUAUUCCCAUUAAAGAAGCAGCCAGUGAGGAGGGUCAUGUUCAGUCAGGUCCAGUGAACAAAGAGGAAGAUGACACAUAUGACACAUUCUUCAGCCUACAGUUAGUGUCUAUUGAUGAAGAAACACAAGAAUAUUCUAUUCACCCCAUGGAUGUUCAGAUGGCAGUGUUCCACUGCUCAGAUAGUUUCCUAAAGCAGCUGAUAGUGACUAAGCUUUCACAGUGUCAGUACGCUCUGCCUCUACUGGUGCCAAAUCCCUUCACAGGAGAGAUUGAGUUUCAACAGUGGGCGUUCCAUCAGAUCAGGAAGAGCUGGAAAAGUACUGACAUGUCUGGAAAGGUGAUCAGCAAAAUCAAGCCGAUUUGUGAAGCAGAAACGCCAAUGGUAGCCUUUUUUAGAAUUGGUUCUAUCUCCACAUCCAAAUCAAAACUGAUAAAUGAUCUGAUCAAUGAAAGACACAGCACGUUCUUUCACAGGGACUGUCCAGGCAGCAGCAGAAAUCGUCAACUGAUGGACGGAGUGGUGGAAAUUGCCUGGUACUGCCCAUCUGGGAAAAGUACUGAUCAUUUCACUGAUUGUGUGGCAUUCUGUAAUCUACACGGUGAUGCAGAAACUCAUGAGAAACAGCUGGAGAUUCUAACUGAAAUGUCCUCAGUGAACGUGGUAGUCUUAGGUGAUCAAGAUGGUAAUAUACCAAAAAAUGAAAUACUAAAGAAACUCUAUAAAGAGAAAAAGCCACUAAUUUACUUAUCCUGUGGGGAUAACUCAAAAGUCACUGUGUCACAGAACUCAAAAUACAAGAUAGGACUUAAAGACAGGAAUAAAUCAGAUAUAUCUAUGGAUCUGGAAAAAGUUAUCAAAGAUUGCUGCUCAAACUCACCCUAUACAUUCAGUCUUAAUAAAUUUGGAAAAAUUAAGGAGCUGACCAAGGAUGAAAAUGAUGAGAAGUGUCAAAAGGGAAAGGAAGCUGCUAUGCAGAUAAUAAAAUGGCCGGAAGGAACAGAAUUGUCCAAAGUGAAGGAAUCCUCUCUCCCACAACAGGGGAAGUUUUGGAGUGAAUGGUGCCAGAAAAAGAAAGAACUCCACCGACUUCAAGGGUCCAAAUUAGAGAAGCAAAAGAGUGAAAUACGAGCUGAAAUGAAAAACAUUCGUGAAGAGCAGCAUAAACUUGGGCUCUCAAAACUGAUGGACCUGUUUACUCACACACUGAAGACGUCAGCAGAAAAUGAAAAAUGCUAUUUUCUGAAAUGGCUUGGGAUCCUGCUAGAUAACUUCACCACAGAUGAGCUCUCUGGUUUCCAUCAUGCAUAUGAUCAAACUUGGUCAAAGGUUUUGGACCUAAAAGGACAGGCUGAUAAAUCAGAAGACAUGAAGAAUGCACAAACAAAACUUGAAGAAAUAUCAAAGAAAUUGAGCGCUGCAGCCUUCAGCAUUGAACACAUUUUUAGGGAGAUGGGUCAGAUAUAUGAGGCCUGCAUGGCUGUACAAGCAGGGAAAAAUGACUUCUCUCUCCCCAAACUUGCAGCUGAGUCCAUGCUAUCUGGCCAUCCACUAGAACUGAUGGAUGGUGAUACAGGCCAUGUUCCUCUUGACUGGGUUUCUGCAGUUCUAGAUGAACUAAUCAAUAUACUGGGAGACCAGAGGGUCUUUGUGUUGUCAGUUCUGGGAAUUCAGAGCUCAGGGAAAUCCACCAUGCUCAACGCCAUGUUCGGACUCCAGUUUGCAGUCAGUGCUGGAAGAUGCACCAGAGGAGCCUUCAUGCAGCUGGUCAAAGUGUCUGAGGAGAUGAAGAAAGAACUGAACUUGGACUACAUUUUUGUGGUUGAUACUGAGGGAUUACGAGCUCUGGAAUUUACUGGAAUAUCAACAAGACAACUAGACAAUGGACUUGCAACAUUUGUGGUAGGUCUUGGAAACAUGACUUUAAUUAAUAUGUUUGGAGAGAAUCCAUCAGAGAUGCAAGACAUCCUUCAGAUUGUUGUUCAGGCUUUUCUGAGGAUGAAGAAGGUCAGACUAAAUCCGAGAUGUAUGUUUGUACAUCAGAAUGUGGGAGAAAUCACUGCUGCAGAUAAAAACAUGGAGGGACGGAAGCGCUUUUUGGACAAUCUGGAUGAAAUGACAAAAUUAGCAGCUAAAGAAGAAGACUGUAAUGCAAAAUGUUUCAGUGAUGUGAUUGCAUUUGAUGUGCGGAGUGAUGUGUCAUAUUUUGCCCAACUUUGGGAGGGAAGCCCACCGAUGGCACCACCAAACCCUUUGUACUGUGAUAGCAUUCAAGAGUUAAAGGGAAAUAUAAUCUCGAAAAUGUCCUCAAACUCUGGUGUGACAUUCUCACAAUUCAAACAACGUUUAAGCAGUUUAUGGAAUGCACUUCUAGAUGAAAAUUUUGUUUUCAGCUUCAGAAACACUCUUGAGAUUGCAGUGUACAGGAGACUGGAGCAUGAGUAUAGUAAAUGGACAUGGAGCCUCAGGAGUGCCAUGCUGGCUACUGAGAACAAACUGCACAACAGAGUCACUAAUGAAGAUUCCAUCAAGAUUGAUGAAGAGGACAUCGUGGAAUGCAUAAAAGAGACAAAGACAGAUGUAGAGACAUCAAUUAAAAAGCUCUUUGAUGAAGACAGAGACAAAGAAAUUUUGGUUCAAUGGAGAGAAAGAUUUCAGGUGAAAGUUUCAGAGUUAUGUAGUGAACUUGUACAAGGAACAAAAAGAAAAUUGGAUGAGGUCAUUCGACUGAAAAAGGCAAGAAAGAAGGUAGACUCUGAAAAGAAAAUGUAUGAAAAAAAGCUCUUUAAACUGAGUAAAGAGCUCGCCUUUCACUUAAAAAACAUAGAAACUGAUGAAGAUGCACUCCAGAAAGAAUUUGAAGAUGUCUGGUCCACGUGGGUCAAUGAGCUGACUUCUGACACACCACAAUUUGCUGACAUUAAUAUAUGGGGUGAUGUAACACAGAUCCUUUCAGAAAGCUAUGAACAAACCUUUGUCACUGAGCGACAGCACCGGGAAAUUUACAAAAGAAUUGAUGCCUUAGGGAAUUAUUCAGACUAUGUUAUUCUUAAAAACCAGGAAGACCCUGGCCAGGAAGACCUGCAGUCUAGGAACGAAUGUGUUGAGGAUGUGGAAGAUAAAAAUGCUUGUGCAUCUGGCCACUUGAACCAAGGUGAGAAAUGUUCCCCAGCUGAAGAGAGUUCCGGAACCUCGACUUUUACAGGAGAGGAUAACAAUUCACUCAGUGUUCUCAUUAGAAACACUGCUGAGGAUAUUAAGGCACAAAUUCGGAGUAAAUCAAUUGCAGAACAUGGAUACAGUCGUAACUACAUUCCAGAAAUAAUCAGCUUUGUAAAAGACAAAGUAACAGAACAUGAAUCCAACACCUCUAAUUAUACACUCAGAAAGGAGUUCACAGUGGACCUAUGUCUCAGUGUAUGUGACUUUGCAGCAGACUACUUUGCAGAGCAGCAUAAAGAAUUUAAAGAAGCUUAUGAUGUACGACUUUACCUGGAGAGACAGAAGCCACAGUACUUCAAUAUCUUUAAGGACUACUGCAGUGGUGCAACUUCUACAGCUGUGUUUGGUCGUGUAAUUGUGGAUACACUUAAUCCAUCAAUAGUGCAAGCAGCAUAUGACCAAACUGCCAUUGACUUGAGUGACAAAAUGAAGUGUGAUGUUCCUGCAUUUAGUGGAAACAAGUCAAAUCAGGAAAAACACAUCCUGACAUCACUAGCAGAGGAGGAAAACUUUGAGAAUUACGUUGAGUAUAUUCAGAAACCCAAAGAAUAUUGUAGUCGUUUUAUUAAUAAGAAGGUUGAUGAUUAUGUACACAAGGAAAAUAAAAAUGAAGUUUUAGAAAUCAUCAGAAGAAACAUCAGUUCCAAAGGAAAACGUGUGAUGGAUGCUGUGAAUGAAGCAACAGAAGAAGUAAAACGCAACAAUGGAGAUGCCAACAUGUGGCUCCAACAUUUAUCCAGAAAGCUGCAAGAUGAGCUUCAGCUGAAGGAAAAGUCAUGUCCUGAGCAGAAUGAAGUUUCAGACCUUGAUUUUCUUCGAGAGAUUGUGAUCGCAGAACUAACUAGCAUUAUGUCAGAGUUAAACAAGAGUUUUCAAGACAUUUCUGACCUCAAGUGGGAAAUGUUCAGGAAGAAACCGGAAGACAUUCUGAUUGAACAGCUCUGCCGAUGUUGCUGGGCACAGUGCCCGUUCUGUAACGCCAUCUGUACCAACACACUGGAAAACCAUAGUGGAGAUCACAAUGUUCGUUUUCAUCGCAACCCUGGAAUAAACGGAUGGUCUUUCAUGUUUACUGGUAACCUCGGAAUUGAUUUCUGCACAACUGCUGUUUCAAGUAAACUUCUACAUUUUCGUACAAAUGGUAAAGUAUUAUCUUUUAAGGACUACAGAGAAGCAGGUGGAGAAUAUGCCAGAUGGAACAUCAUGCCUGAUAAUUCAGAGAUGCCGUACUGGAAAUGGUUUGUGUGCAGAUUUCAGGAGGACCUGGAAAGGUAUUACAGGAAAAAAUUCAUAAACAAUGAAAUUCCCAAAGAAUGGAGGGACUACAGUAAGGAGCAAGCUAUCGAAAGCUUAAAUGAGUUGUAGUGUAAUUCUGAAAGGCUGAAAAUCACUGAUGCCCUGUUUUUUUAUAAACCUUUUUUUUCACAGGGCUCAAUAACCAGGCCUUAACUCAGAACUAUUGCGAUGAGUACCAUGACAUUAUUUAAUUUUACUAAAAUAAAGCAACAAGCUGAAUAAACCACUGUUAGAGCUGAUGUUUCAGAGUUUAAUCACAUACCAGAUAAUUUAAACUAUUGCAUAGGUUUAUAGAAACCUAAAUAUUAGAUGUGAGGGUGGAUACUAUGUAAGAAGCAACAAAGGUGACCAACAGCCGCAUUUUAAGGUCACCUGCAUAUUUACACUGCAUUAUCUCUUUUCUUUCUAUACAUGUCUCAUUUUUAGCUAAUUAAAAAACAAUAGAUGGUUUGAUGGUUGUUUUGUACAGGUAUUUCACUGUUCUGAAAUGUGAUUUGCAUCCAACAAGUGGACAUAUUUGUGAUGGCUGUACUAGGUUUUAUAUAGUAGUUUUGUAUAAAUCCAAUCUUUCACUGUGUAAUACAUCUAAUGCAUGUAAUAUUAUUGCUAUAUUAUGGCAGAUUUUUUUGCACCUUCCAUUCCUUUGCAAUCAGAUUGAACAGCAACGUAUACAUUUUGAAUUAAAGUUUGAUUUAA